Molecule: messenger RNA, 1934 nt
Organism: Harmonia axyridis
Lineage: Eukaryota; Metazoa; Arthropoda; Insecta; Coleoptera; Coccinellidae
Product: sodium- and chloride-dependent neutral and basic amino acid transporter B(0+)-like
Exons: 4
Coding region: 45-1835 (596 amino acids)
Biological process (GO): sodium ion transmembrane transport
Cellular component (GO): membrane
Source: RefSeq, a predicted model, not a curated record
UGAUUUUGUCAAAAUUGAAUUUUCUAUACUCACUUCUGAGAAAAAUGGGUGAAGGAGAGUAUGGAAAACAUCAAAAAGAAUCAACAAAGAUAUCUAAAUCUAAGGAAGAAAUUGUGAAGGAAAUUCAAGUAUUGGACUGGGAAGAUGAGAGAGAACAUUUUUCUUCAAGAAUGUAUUACAUUCUUGCUUUGAUGCAAAUAUGUUUGUCUUUCAAUGGAUUAUUUGCAUGUCCGUUGGCCACUCUGAACCAUGGUGGAAUAACUUUCUUCAUACCCUACACCCUAUUCACCAUCCUAUUCGGAUAUCCAAUACACUUCAUGGAGUGUUCAUUGGGGCAAUACUCCCAACUUGGACCAGUGAAAGUAUGGAACUGUGUACCUCUCGCAAGAGGAAUUGGUCUAGCCAGUAUCUUCCUCUGUCUCAUCGUAGCCUUCUACAACAACGUCUACGCCAUCUAUGCCGUCAUGUACUUCUCCAGAUGUUUCGAUAAAACCCUACCUUGGUCAGACUGUGACUAUGUUUCAUACAACAACAAGAGCUGUGUGCCUAGAAUGGCUGUCUUGGAUACAGGACAGAUGACACCAUCCCAGCAUUACUUCUACGACCAUAUCUUGCAGUUGGAUCUCACAGAACACGUUGGACAUUACCACUUUGGAGGUUUCAUUUGGCAGCAAGGUGUUGCUUUUAUUUACUCUUGGUUUGUGGUUUAUUUAGGCGUUUUCCAGAAUAUCAAGAGUUUAGAGAGAGUACUUCCUCUUUGUGUUGGUAUUCCGUUAUUUGGUCUCCUUGUAUUUUUGUCAAUAGGAGUUCAGUUACGCGGAGCUUUCCGUGGUUUAAUUCCUUUUUUCUCCCCUACUAAUUUUCUCAAAUUGAGAAGUAUCUCCACCUGGUCCACUGCUGCAGAAAUAGUUUUGAUGCAAUUAGGAAUAGCACAAGGCACUUUAAUCAUGUAUGGCUCCUAUGCUUAUCACAGGAAUAAGACGCAAAAUGAUUCUAAAAGUAUUAUAUGUACAAACUAUGCAAUUUCGUUAGGAACUUCCUUUAUCGUUUGGCUUUUCCUUGGCUCUCUAGUUUCUGAAAGAAAUUCACCGCCCAAUCAUCCAUAUGAGUUGGGAGAUUUCAGUUUUGUGUUCGUGAUAUUGUCUGAAGUUUUAGGAAGGUUGAGUGGAGCUAGAAUUUGGUGUAUUAUUCUGUACGUGCUGAUAUUUAUUUCUUGCAUGAAUUCUCAAAUAGCCUUGAUUCAAACUGUGGUUUGUAGUAUAUACGACCAGUGUCCACAAUUGGUUGAAGUGCGAAGUCUCAUCAACCUCGCUCUAUGCAUGCUUUUUGCCUGUUUUGGCAUUCUGAUGUGUACAAAAAACAGCUGGGUGUUGCUUCAGUCGUUCUACGAAAUCCCAGACUUAGUAUCCAGAACACCGAUCGCAUCUUUAACGGUUGCAGUUAUCGUUCUCAUCUACGGAGUCAAUAAGUACUGCGAGGAUCUACAUUUUUUAAUUGAUUAUUAUCCCUCAUUCGUAAUGAGGUUGUUAUUUUACGUGGCUCCCUUCCUGAUGUUGGGGCUGUAUCUUGGAAAUAACUGGAAGUUGUUUUAUCCCUUUUCUGACGGCGAUUUUUCUCUCUUCAAGUUCCUUCUCUAUCUGAUACUGAUCUGGAAACCAAUCGGCUUUUUAUAUUGGGUCUUACGGUCUGCUAUUAAUGGGAAGCUGAAGGAUUGUUGGAGGUCGUUGGAAAGUUGGGGACCUGGCAAUGAAAAGGCACGCAUUGCAAGGGCGUUUUUUUCAUCGGAGAGCAAGGUAACUCUGUCCAUGCCGUGGAGAAAGAAAGUAGAAGAUUGAGAUGGAUCGGGGAAAAAAUUGAUAUACUGAACUGGACGGGUUGGGUUUUAUUCAAUGUAUGGUUUUUAUUUGCUGUUAAAUAAAUGUUUUUUAUUUUGU